AUGGCUUCCAUUCUUGUGAUACUCAUCUGCUGCUUUGGUCCUUUCCAAGGAGUCUCCGCCACACAGCAAGCAUUCCGCAUACAGCCCGACAAUGGGACCGCAGUGCAGGGAAGCACACAUGUGUUCAUCUGUGAAGUAGAACAUCCAUCGGGCACGGUACAGUGGGUAAAAGAUGGGCUUCUUCUGGGGCCCGACCGCAGGAUACCCGGCUUCCCCCGUUACAGCAUGACCGGAGACCCCAAAAAGGGGGAGUACAACCUACGCAUCGAACGCUGCGACCUCUCUGACGACGGACAAUACCACUGCCAGGUGGGGAGGUCAGAGGUCAGCCUUGGCAUCGUCUCCAUUACGGCUCUAUUAAAUGUAUUGAUCCCUCCGGAAGUGCCGGUAUUUAAGGAUCACCUGGCGGGCAGCACGGUGACCUGGGUCUAUGGAGAGGAGUAUCCUGUCACUUGCAGCAUCAAGAAUGCCAAACCGGCGGCAGUUCUGACCUUGACCAAAAGUGGUGUAGAAGUCACCGUAGAAUCCAGUAACAGUCCCGGGUCUCAAGAAAAGCUGGAGAAUUCGGAGAUAACAGCACAAAUCAUUGCGCAAAGCACGGAUAACAGGAAGCUCCUGGUCUGCUCCGCCUCCAAUGCAGCCCUUCAGAUGCCACUGAUCGUGAGCUUCACCAUGAAUGUGCUAUUUCCCCCUGACACCCCAACCAUCGACGGCUACGAGGGACCCACUAUAAAGGCAGACGAAACGUUGAAACUGACCUGUACGUCUAUGAGCGGGAACCCUCUGGCGACUUUGCAGUGGCUGAAGAAUGAAGAAGUUGUGAACACGCGCUGGGAGACGGAUUCCAAGAAGGGGUUAUCCAGGAGUCACCUGACCCUUAACAUCAAGGCGGAGCAUAACUUGGCCGUCAUUAGUUGCGAGGCCGUCAAUCAUGUGACGCCCAUGGUCCUCCGGACCAGUAUCACGCUCAAUGUCGUGUUUCUUCCCACUAAAGUCACCAUCCUGGGCCCCACUAGCGGUGCGGAGAACAAAAGCCUGUCCCUGUCCUGCUUCACAGCUACCAGCAAUCCCCCCGUCUCCAUCCGCUGGUGGCUGGGACCAGUGGAAUUAGGAGAUACGGUGGUGACCAUAACUGAUUCUGAUCAUGGCGGGAAGGUGACUAUGUCCAAUAUUACCACCGUAGUGCAGAGAGAACAUAAUGGAAUGCAGUUGACUUGUGAAGCCUUCAAUGAAGCCAUCCUCUACAGCAAGGCCAACAGUGUUCAGCUAAGCGUGCAGUAUCCUCCUCAGAAAAUAUGGCUAGAGGCCCCUCCCCUCGACAUUCGCUUCCGUGCUGGUACCCGCGUCAGGUUAACCUGUUUCUCCAGUGGGGGGCAUCCAGCACCACGACUCAUUUGGCUAAAGGACAAGAAGGCGCUGACGGAAGGGAAGCAGAUCGUUGCAGGGAAGAUUGUUUCUCGGGAGAUCAACCUGGAAACUGUCCCAAGUGACAACCAGGCCACGUACCGCUGCAAUGCCACCAAUGAUGGAAAGCCUGCACUGUCUGCAACAACCAAGAUCCAUGUUCAAUUCCCACCUCUAGAUGUGAAAAUCAUCAACGAGCCCAAGGCGUUUCAACGGGGCACUAACAUCACUCUGGAGUGCCGCAGUGGCAGCAGCAACCCCGAGUCCAAAAUAACAUGGGUGAAGCAAGGAGUCAUUUUGAAGGCAAUGGAUCUGGGGGUGAAGAACGCUGAAUAUGGUGGAAAGUCGACCUCCAGUAGAGUCAUGCUGAGCUUGUCCUCGGCAGAUAAUGGAAAGCGGGUGGCCUGUGAGGCUUACAGCAAUGUCCUGAAGGAGGGCGUCAACACUUUCUACAAGCUCAACGUCCUCUUCCCCCCGGAGUUCACUGACGACCAGCCAAAGGUGGUCCAGGCCGUGGAACAUGGCGCCGCUCUCAUCCCGGGCCACAUCAGAGCCAACCCAGCGGAGGUCACCUACACCUGGACCCGGCACGGCGAGACGCUGAACAGAGAGGGAGCUUACAGACAUCACCUGCGCGGAGCCGGCGCCCUGGAAAUUUGGAACGUGAGCCGCGCUGAUUCUGGGGACUAUACCGUGACCUGUGAGAACGCUCAAGGGACAAACAGCACAAUGGUGACCCUGGACGUACAUUACUCUCCAACUAUUCGUAGCCUUGGGGACCCUACAGAGGUGGAUUUGGGGGGCCGAGCGGAGAUUGUGUGCACAGCUGAUGCCAAUCCGGCCACGGACGGCAUGUUCCAGUGGAGGUGGCUGGGGGACGAAGACCGCGAUCUCUCUGGUCUGGAGCGAAAAGUUGACGGUCUCACCGGACGCCUGAUUAUCACUGAAGCUAAGAGGUCAGAUGCCGGACGCUACGAGUGCACGGUAGAAAACGGGGUGCCUCCAGCCGUGAAGGCCGACGCUCGCUUGAUUGUGCGCUUUAAGCCAGAGAUACAGAAGGGGGUGCACCUGAGCAAGGUGGCUGUAGCAGGAGAUGGGAAGACCUCCACUGGCCUCCUCUGCAAAGCUGAGGGGAUCCCAUCCGUAUCAUUCAGCUGGGCGAAAAAUGGAGUGACUCUGGAUUUCAAGAACCCCAGGUACUCGGUCCAGAUGUCCCACGAGCAUUGGGUUCACACCAGCACUCUGAUUAUCGCCAACGUCAGCGCGGUGCAUGACUACGCCAUCUUCACAUGCACCGCCACCAACGCUCUUGGAUUGGACAUCUUCUCCAUCCACCUCGUCAGCACCAGUCGUCCGGACCCUCCAUCCGACCUGAAAGUCCUCAGCUUCACACAUAAUUCCAUCACUUUGGGGUGGAGUGCUGGCUUUGAUGGCGGCCUGGAGCAGAGGUUCCGUGUGAGGUACCGGUGGAGCGGCGUGGACAGUCACAUGUAUGUGGAUGUCUUCCCACCUCAGUCCACGGUGUUUACCAUUUCGGGCCUAAAGGGCAGCACCGCCUAUAACUUCUCAGUCAACGCCAUCAACGUGUUGGGAGACAGCGACUACGCAGAUGGAAAUGCCAUCAUUACGGUCACCACACAAGCGGACUUCCAAGUGGAGAUCUCAAAACCAGAAGCAUCAACGCCGGCUACACCACAGGCAGAUGCCUUGGCUUGGACGCCAUAUUUGUUUGCUGCAAUGGGAGGAGGCGGGGCUCUGCUUAUCAUAUCCAAUGCAGGUCUUGUCUGUUGCCUGGUGAGGAGACACAGGAUGAGAAAAAAAGAAGGAGAUGCCGUAAAGAAAGACGACAGCAUACCCAAAGGUGCCCUUAAUGAGUAUGGAGAUGGAGAACUUAUCAACACUCAAGCCAAGAAGACAUUGCUGAUUGACAGCGGCUCAGAAACCGGGUCCAGUGUGUACCAGGACAGCACAUCAGAGUCUGGUCUCUAUUACUAUCCUACACGGGACUACCAGCCAUCCCUCUCCCCUCACUAUGAGAGUGCAGAGAGAGGGGACCCGCGGCUCCAGGACUGGACAGAGGCUGGAUAUGAAGACUGGUAUGGGGACUCUGAUGUCCAUGAGUAUGAGGAAGUACAAGGCGUUUACCCUCCAUCCUCCAGGUCAAGAUGGCCUCCUGCCACUACGCAGGCCAGCCAAAGAAGGGAGGCACCAUGGGAAGGGUUCCAAGGGGCAGUUGGAGUCUACGAUGAACCUGACUUGACAUCACCUGCAACAUACGAGGCGCUUUACGGUGGGCAGGGACACUUGGUGUGACCUGGAGAGAGCUUUUGAUGGC
Molecule: messenger RNA, 3739 nt
Organism: Nanorana parkeri
Lineage: Eukaryota; Metazoa; Chordata; Amphibia; Anura; Dicroglossidae
Gene: NPHS1
Product: NPHS1, nephrin
Exons: 29
Coding region: 1-3717 (1238 amino acids)
Biological process (GO): cell-cell adhesion
Cellular component (GO): cell-cell junction
Molecular function (GO): cell adhesion molecule binding
Source: RefSeq, a predicted model, not a curated record